This is a messenger RNA of Helianthus annuus (common sunflower), 1320 nucleotides long. RefSeq lists its product as uncharacterized. Gene Ontology annotation, molecular function: RNA-DNA hybrid ribonuclease activity; nucleic acid binding. NCBI's taxonomy places the organism in Eukaryota, Viridiplantae, Streptophyta, Magnoliopsida, Asterales, Asteraceae. The transcript is spliced from 2 exons. The coding region runs from base 1 to 1320 and encodes 439 amino acids. Gene Ontology annotation, biological process: DNA integration. The record is from RefSeq and is a predicted model, not a curated record.
AUGAAAGAAGAAGAUGAAGAAAAGACAACGUUCCACACCGAUAAAGAAAUCUUUUGUUACCAAAAGAUGCCUUUCGGCCUCAAAAACGUUGGGGCAACCUACCAACGUUUAGUGGACAAAGCCUUUGCAAGCCAAAUUGGUAAAAACAUGGAAGCAUAUGUCGAUGACUUGACAACCAACAACGAAGCCGAAUACGAAGCACUGAUAGCCGGCUUAAGACUGGCUAAAGAGAUGAAGGUCCAGAAGCUUGAAGUGUUCACAGAUUCGCUGCUGGUAUCAAGCCAGGUGAAUGAAAGCUACAUUGCAAAGGAGCCCAACAUGAAAAGAUACAAAGAAGAAUCCAAAGAAUUGAUGGAUACCUUCCAAACAUGUAGUAUCAAGCAAAUCCCCAGGUCCCAAAACAAGAAGGCAGAUGCCUUAAGCAAGCUUGCGUCUCUCACCUUUGCCCACCUUACAAAGAAGGUGUUGGUAGAAGUGUUAAAGGCUCCAUCAAUUGAUGAGUUAGAAGUUCAAGAUGUAAUCAUCGAUGAAGAUCCAAAUUGGAUGACUCCAAUGAAGAAAUUCCUCAAAAACGGUGAAUUGCCUAGUGAUCAAACAGAGGCUGAAAGGGUUAAAAUUAAGGCAAGGCAGUAUGUACUACAAAGUGAAACCCUUUACAAAAAAGGUUAUCUUGCUCCCUUGUUAAGAUGCGUAGGUCCCGAGAAAAGUCAAUAUUUGAUCAAAGAAAUUCACGAAGGUAUAUGCGGAGCUCAUUUUGGAGCUAGAUCGGUGGUUGCCAAACUCAUGAACCUUGGGUAUUUUUGGCCCUCAAUGCACCGAGAUGCCGCUGAGCAGCUAAAGAAGUGUGAUGUCUGCCAAAUUCAUGCACCUGUCCCAAAAAGUCCUAAACAUGACCUUGUCCCAAUAACCUCAGCAUGGCCCUUCUACAAAUGGGGCAUGGACAUCGUCGGACCAUUCCCCCCAAGCAAAGGUGGAGUAAAAUUUUUGUUGGUGGCCAUAGAUUAUUUCACCAAGUGGCCCGAAGUUAAACCACUUGCAAAAAUCACGGGCAAGCAGGUCAUUGACUUUGUUUGGGAGAACAUUAUUUGCCGUUAUGGAUUGCCGGGAGUACUUGUCACUGACAAUGGAAAGCAAUUUGCUGAGAAGCCUUUCAGCAUUUGGUGCAAAGAAUACAGGAUAAAUCAAGUCUUCAGCUCAGUGGCUUACCCGCAAUCAAACGGUCAAGUUGAAAGGACGAAUCGAAGCAUAGUGGAAGGGAUCAAAACAAGAUUGGGAAGGUAUGAAAGCAACUGGCUUGAAGAGUUGCCAAGUGUUUUAUAG